Messenger RNA from Plasmodium vinckei vinckei, 1176 nucleotides. RefSeq names its product conserved Plasmodium protein, unknown function. The record is from RefSeq and is a predicted model, not a curated record. NCBI's taxonomy places the organism in Eukaryota, Apicomplexa, Aconoidasida, Haemosporida, Plasmodiidae. The transcript has a single exon. The coding region runs from base 1 to 1176 and encodes 391 amino acids.
AUGAGAAAAAACUUAAGAAUAUUUGUCUCACCCAUUGUAUGGGUUAUAUUACUAAUACAACAACAGCUAACAAAAUGUUCCGAUUUCGAGAUAACAUUAUUAAAUGAUGCUUUGAUUAAUAAUAUAAUGCAACCUGCGUUUACAGGUGUGGAAAAUCAUUUAAUUAUUAACGAUAAUUAUAAAUUAAAUAAGAGGAGUAAAAAAAAUAAUCCCGUUCAAGAUGAUAUAUAUUUAUUAACAAAUAUGCUAGCCGAAAUAAUACCUGCUGCUUUUGCACUGUAUUCUUUAGAUUUAACUGAGGAAUCAGAAAAUAAUAAAGAUAAUAUGGCCAACAUAGAUACUAUCAAAAUUAUAGAAGGCAAUAAUAAAAACGAACCCAAUGAUUAUGUACAUUUUCUAAAUUUUUAUGAUUUUGUAAAUUUAUAUGAUAAAGAUAUAAAUAAUACAAUUUCAAAAAGUUUUAAUACAAUAAAACCAAUAAAAGGAUGUGAAGAAGAUAUUAAAAAUAAUAAUUGUAAUAAAGAUAAUGUAUUAAAAUGUAUUACUUUAAAAAAAGAUAAUUUAUCAGAAAGAUGUAAAAAAUCUUUAAAUAAUUCUUUAUUAUAUUCAUGUUCUGAUGGGAUUAUUAAAUAUUGUGAUGAUUUUUCAAAAUUUUCUAAAGUUCAUAAAUGUUUAAAACAAAAUUAUAAUCAUUUAAAUAAUAAUUGUGUAAAUAUAUUAUCAUAUUAUGAAAGUAUAAUGCAAAAAUUACAUAAAAUAAAAAACAAACCCUAUAAUAGUCAAGCCCAUUUCAUUUUAGAAACCCCAAAAGGAAAAGACAGCACACCAAAUAGCAAUGGCACACCACCCCCUACUUCGGAUACCACAAAAUUGAAUAACAAUAAUAAUGAUAAAAAUAAUCAGUAUAAUAUGCUUAAUCAUGAUACAAAUGUUCCCGUAGAAGGGUUUUCUGAAAAGCUUAGAAAAAGAUAUAGAUAUUAUAUACAUCAACCGAUACAUUAUAGUGGUAUAUUAGAUUUGGAUUUCUCAAACUAUGAAUUUAAAUAUUUCUUAUAUUUUUUUGGGGUAUUAUUUUUUUCAUUCUUAUUAUAUAUAUUAGUUAUAUUCAUUAAAAAAUCUUGUAUAACUAGGAAAAAAAACAUAUUUGGUAAGCGUGACAAUUCAAAGUUAAUUUAG